Molecule: messenger RNA, 1320 nt
Organism: Blumeria graminis f. sp. triticale
Lineage: Eukaryota; Fungi; Ascomycota; Leotiomycetes; Helotiales; Erysiphaceae
Source: the annotation of a GenBank genome assembly
AUGGAAACAUCAAAAACUCUCGUCCCGCCAGGUCGGCCCUUUCUACGACGGCUGUCCUCCAUGACUGCCACCGAAAAGCAGAUCAAGGAAGGAGGACCGGUGGUCAUUGUUCCCGAAAGGUUGAUGGAAGACACUCGGAUCCAAUCACAGAAUGGAUUUGCUGCUUCAAUGGAAUCUGCUAGAAACGAGCUGGCAGCUCUCAAUUUAGAAUAUUACGAUUCUCCACCAUCAUCAGGCUCCUCGAGUCUAACUGGGUCUCCUAAAAAUCGGGCCAAUCUUGCUACGGCAGAUUCGUUUGCUUUUGCCUUUGAUAUUGACGGUGUUCUGGUUCGUGGAGGACGGCCGAUCCCGGCGGCCAUUGAAGCCAUGAAGGUGCUUAAUGGCGAGAACGAAUAUGGAAUCAAAAUCCCAUAUAUUUUCCUAACAAAUGGAGGCGGUAAGACAGAAGCAGAGAGAUGUAUUGAUCUAUCCCGUCAGCUUGACAUUGAAGUCUCUCCUUCUCAGUUCAUCUGUGGACAUACUCCCAUGCGGGAAAUGGUAGAAAAAUAUCAAACAGUGUUGGUAAUAGGUGGUGAGGGUGAAAAAUGCCGAGAGGUUGCCGAAGGGUAUGGAUUUCGAGACGUAGUGACUCCCGGCGAUAUCAUCAAAGACAAUGAAACUACGACACCAUUCAGACGCCUCACUGAAGAAGAGCGGAAAAAUUCCAGGAAACGUGACCUCUCUAAGACAAAAAUCGACGCAAUCUUUGUUUUCGCUGAUAGCAGAGAUUGGGCUGGUGAUAUUCAGAUAAUGUUAGAUCUUGCCAUGUCCAAAGGAGGCUACAUUGGCACACUGUCAGAAACCUACGAUGAAGGGCCAACUAUCUACUUCUCACACAAUGAUAUUGUCUGGUCUGCAGCCCAUGACAAUGUUCGUUUAGGAAUGGGUGCUCUACGAAAAAUGGUUGAGAUGUUGUUUAGAGACUUGACAAAGGGCAAGGAACUUGACACCAUUGCAUUUGGAAAGCCACAGAUAGGUACAUUCGAGUUUGCCACGCGUCUAUUACAGCAGUGGCGAAAAGAUGAACACCGUAUCAACCGACCUCCGGAGACAGUCUACUUUGUCGGGGAUACACCUGAGAGCGAUAUUCGAGGUACAAACAUGUUCAACGAAAAAUCCAAGAAUGAUUGGUAUUCUAUUUUGGUACGCACAGGUGUGUACCAAGAAGGAACUGAACCGGCAUAUAAACCACGCGUAACAGUUGAUACGGUCCUCGAUGCCGUCCGGCACGGCAUGAAACGAGAAUUUGCUAUGGUUGGGAAUCCGGACCAGGUGAUUUAG